Molecule: messenger RNA, 1296 nt
Organism: Paraglomus occultum
Lineage: Eukaryota; Fungi; Glomeromycota; Glomeromycetes; Paraglomerales; Paraglomeraceae
Source: the annotation of a GenBank genome assembly
AUGUACAAGUUCUCAGCACCAAACUCGCCUGGUCUGUCGCCCACUCUGUCAGCACGAACAACAACUUCAUAUGCGCCGUCUAUUCGAACGAUUGAUAUAUUCGACCCUGUUGUCGUGUUAUCCCGUGCUGACAUUAGGGCUUCGAUCGACGCUUAUGAGCAAUUGCUUAGUGCAGCCAAAAUUUACCGAAAUCAGUUGAUUGCCUUGUCACAGGCUACUGCUGGAUUCGGUCAAGCGCUGGAGCGAAUGGCCCGAUGUAAAGGCGCGCUAGAAGCUGGUCCUGGAUUGCAAGCAGCUGCAGGAUUACAUUACUUGAUGUCGAACCAUCAACAGGUUCUGAGUGAUUCAUUUUAUAAGAAAUUUGAGAUACCGUUGUUGGAAAAUCUGGAUGCACACAAAGCAGCGAUUAUUGCAAACGAGGAAAGUUAUGAUAAGACUCUAGUCGAGAUGAGCAAAAAGAUUAAAGAGACUGAAGCAGAGAAUUUACGAAUUGGUAGAAGGAAACAGAGGGAUCUUUCUCAAUUUAGAAAGGCUUUGAGAGAUUUAACCCAACAAGUGGAGCAACUGGAUAUACUCAAGAGUGAAUAUUAUCACCAGACUCUUGAACAAGAGCAGAAUAAUUUAAAUUUUAUUCUAUCCAAGGUUGCAACCAUUGUUCGCGCUGAAGUUGAUAUUCACGAAAGAGUAUACACAAAAGGAUUGGCCGACCCAUUACUGGAAGCUAUGACAUCUCAAGGUCCAGACCCAUUUAGCGCACAUCCCGAAUCAUCGGAAAUUUUUACUGUACUCCCAGCUCCAAUUAUUAAUAAUCUGGCGCCGGAAAUAAAUAAUAUAGCAGACUUUUCAACCGAGGAAAACUUUUAUGCAGUCCGCGCUCAUGCGCAACUUCCUACAAAUCAAGAAGAUAAACAUAUAAUGACACGUGAUCAAUUACUUAAUGGGGUGACGAAUAAUCAGUCUACUUCAAAUUCAAGUGGAUACGAACCAAAUGCAACUGCUAUCAGUAUCAAACUCCCAACAGAAUCAGAUACUUUAUCAACAAAUCAGCGUUCUACACAAUUAAAGCAACAACUUGACUAUAUACCAGAGGAUGCAGAGAUUUCACAUAGUUUAGAAAAUAACCAUGCGGUGCCUAUUGCACCAAAUAACGAUAGCAGCCAAACGUUGGAAGCGAAGGAUUCGGAGAGUGACAUGACUCCAAAAGAUAACACGAUACUGAGUAUCAAUUUAGAAUCAACUUCUACAGCAAGUAUGGAACAAUCUACGUCAAAUCAACUGACUACAGUUGAAGAAUGA